Piliocolobus tephrosceles (Ugandan red Colobus) is the source of this 1522-nucleotide messenger RNA. RefSeq names its product POU class 2 homeobox associating factor 3 (gene POU2AF3). The transcript has 5 exons. The coding region runs from base 755 to 1219 and encodes 154 amino acids. NCBI's taxonomy places the organism in Eukaryota, Metazoa, Chordata, Mammalia, Primates, Cercopithecidae. The record is from RefSeq and is a predicted model, not a curated record. Gene Ontology annotation, molecular function: DNA binding; POU domain binding.
ACUAUCGCCAGGCGCCCAGGUUGAACGCGCGACCACCCUCGGCCGCCGCACCCAGCUGCUCCCCGCGGAUUCCUGGACGCUCACUGCAGGGUCGUGGUCAGGGCCGGAGCCACCCAGGACUCCUGCGGCCACCUCCACCUUGAAAGCUCGCCCGGCCGGCUUGGCCUAACAGCUGGUCCCAAACCUACUCACUGCGGCUCUUCGGGACGCUGGGCCGAGGCUGCCCUUGCACCCGGCGCGCAGGGUUCCCUCCCAGCGAGCCCCUCUGGCGCGCGCCCGCCAGCUCCCGCAAGCUGGGGCAGUCCGACCGGGCCCCGCCAGCCCCGGGGCGACCCCUAGCGAAGGGUGGCCUCCCGGCGGAGUGCAGGGUCAUCGGCAGCCCCGGACGGCUUUUCCCAGCUCGCGCUGCGCUGACUCGCCCCGGAGCCUCAGUGCGCCUCAGAGAAACGCCUGCCACAGAAAGGGAGGGGAAAAACCGAAGGUGUACCAAGGUGUCCGAGUGAAGAUCACAGUGAAGGAGCUGCUGCAGCAAAGACGGGCACACCAGGCGGCCUCCAGGGGAACCCGGUCCGGAGGCAGCAGUGUCCACCUUUCAGAUCCAGUUGCACCAUCUUCUGCAGGACUGUAUUUUGAGCCUGAACCAAUUUCUUCCACGCCCACUUAUUUUCAACGGGGAGAAUUUUCCAGUUGUGUUUCAUGUGAAGAAAACUCAAGCUGCCUCGACCAGAUCUUUGAUUCCUACCUUCAGACAGAGAUGCACCCGGAGCCUUUGCUCAAUUCCACACAAAGUGCUCCACACCAUUUCCCAGACAGCUUCCAGGCCACCCCUUUCUGCUUUAACCAGAGCCUGAUCCCGGGAUCACCUUCAAAUUCCUCCACUUUCUCUGGCUCCUUAGACUACAGUUACUCACCAGCUCAGCUGCAUUCAUAUGCUCCAGAGAAUUACAAUUCCCCUGCUUCUCUGGACACCAGAACUUGUGGCUACCCCCCAGAAGACCAUUCCUACCACCACUUGCCCUCACACGCCCAGUACAGCUGCUUCUCCUCGGCCACCGCCUCCAUCUGCUACUGCGCAUCAUGUGAGGCAGAGGACUUGGAUGCUCUCCAGGCGGCAGAGUACUUCUACCCGAGCACAGACUGUGUGGACUUUGCCCCCUCAGCAGCCGCCACCAGUGAUUUCUAUAAGAGGGAAACAAACUGUGACAUCUGCUAUAGUUAAUAGAAAUUACAGUAAUUCAGAACAUGGCACGGGUAUAUCUAUUUUUCUACCACGUUUAGAUGACACUACAAAAUAUGCAACUUGGUAACACAAUAUCCAAAGCACAGUUUACAUGUCACUAUUUCCAAUUUUCUGAUGCUAGGCAUUCAUAUGAAGUCCUCAAACCUGGUCAUUGUGCCACUCCUACUUUGUAUGCUCGUAGUUUAAAUUUUUGUAGGAAACUUUCAAUUGUUUUACCUUUUUGUGUAAUGAACAAAUGCCCUCUCCUUCUUUUUUUACUAAUAAAUCAUUUUGUAUUACUAA